Molecule: messenger RNA, 3936 nt
Organism: Talpa occidentalis (Iberian mole)
Lineage: Eukaryota; Metazoa; Chordata; Mammalia; Eulipotyphla; Talpidae
Gene: OXA1L
Product: OXA1L mitochondrial inner membrane protein
Exons: 9
Coding region: 18-1226 (402 amino acids)
Biological process (GO): protein insertion into mitochondrial inner membrane from matrix; mitochondrial respiratory chain complex IV assembly
Cellular component (GO): mitochondrial inner membrane
Molecular function (GO): membrane insertase activity
Source: RefSeq, a predicted model, not a curated record
GUGCUGUUUCCGGCAAAAUGGCGUUGCGCUUGAUGUACCAGCCCCGGGAGCUUCUGCGCCGGUUACGGCCCGGGCAUCGGUUCCACAGCGUCGCUGGUCUCUCACAUUGGCCCCGGAAACCCCCGGCCGCCUGCCUCCUGUUCCCUGCAGGCCAGUGCCCAGGGCGCCCUCGCUAUGCCCUUCUUGUGGCCCCGGGCCCCCGAGGCCUCAGUACUUCUGCUAUCUCGUUUGCCGAAGCCCAGGUUCAGGCCCCUCCUGCCGUCCCUGCAACUCCCUCACCUGCAGUCACUGAAGUGACUUCCGGAGAGACCGCAGAUGUAGUCCAAGCUGCUGCAGAACAGAGCUUCGCUGAGCUGGGCCUGGGAUCCUACACCCCAGUGGGACUUAUCCAGAACUUAUUGGAAUAUAUACAUGUUAACCUGGGCCUACCUUGGUGGGGGGCCAUUGCUGCAUGUACAGUCCUUGCCCGCUGCCUGGUGUUUCCUCUCAUUGUGAAGGGCCAGCGAGAGGCAGCCAAGAUCCAUAAUCAUUUGCCAGAGCUCCAGAAGUUUUCCACUCGAAUCCGAGAGGCCAAGUUGACAGGAGACCAUGCUGAAUUUUACAGGGCCUCCUCGGAGAUGGCAUUUUACCAGAAAAAGCAUGAUGUUAAACUCAUGAGACCUCUCAUUCUACCUCUGACUCAGGCCCCAAUCUUCAUCUCUUUCUUCAUUGCCUUGAGAGAAAUGGCCAAUCUUCCAGUGCCGAGCCUACAGACCGGUGGCCUCUUAUGGUUCCAGGAUCUCACGCUAUCCGACCCCACCUAUAUAUUACCACUGGUGGUCACUGCUACAAUGUGGGGUGUCCUUGAGGCUGUGUUCGUGUACUGGCUCUCCUCCAAUGUGUUCUCCCUGGCCCAGGUGACCUGCCUCCGGAUUCCAGCUGUACGCACUGUACUUAAAAUCCCCCAGCGUGUUGUGCAUGACCCAAGCAAGUUACUUCCACGAGAAAGCUUCAUAAAGAGCUUCAAGACAGGCUGGAAGAAUGCCGAAGUGGCACAUCGGCUGCGAGAGCGUGAACAACGCUUGCAGAAUCAUCUGGACCUGGCAGCCAGGGGUCCCUUAAGACAGACCUUUACCCACAACCCUCUGCUGCAGCCUGAAAAGAAUCACCCUCCCAACACCCCUAACAGCAGCAGCAGCAGCAACAAACCAAAGUCAAAACAGCCCUGGCGUGAUACACUUGGUUGAAUUCUAUUCCCAGCUCAUACUGGCAGGAAUUCUGUCUCUUCGAAGACUCAACCUCAGAAUAAGAUUUGACUUUGGGUCGUUGCUCCGGACCUAGAAACUGAGGGACAUGGAGAUACUCAUUUUAAAGUAAAUUCCACUACAGGCCCUACACCUAAAGCAAAAGAACACUGGGGAGCCAAGUGAGCUUCCCAUUCACAGAAUUAGUAAACCUCUGUCCUGUGUGCUACUUGUUGAUACUCAUUAAACAGGGGAAUGGAUUGUUUCAAAAAAAUUUGGGGUAGUGAUGGCUUCUGCUGGGUUUGGUCCCAUGAAGUGUUGGAAAUUGGCAUGCAGAGCUUGGGCCCCCAUCCCAUAGAUGGGUAGUUCCUUCCUCACUUGCAUGGUGCCUAUGGUUGAGGCUUAUCUAAACAGAAUAACCACAUUUAUUUGCCCAUGAAAACCUAUAAAAUAUCCUUCAAGAAGAUGUGCUCAAAUUCUUAGUUAUCACUAAAAAGAACAGGUUGAUCAUAGUUUUAAUCUAACAUUUUACUGUAGCAGUUUAGGUGUCCUUUAGUGCGAUCAGUUACAUCAGUCUUCAGCAACAGCCUUGAGAAGGAAGAAAUCCUCUUGUACUUUCAAGACAUUAUGUAAGAUCAAGUUGCUCAAAAUUUAGGAACAUAACCUGUUUAUUGCCCAGCACCUCUGACAGUUUCAUGUCUCUCUAAAGGAGACAGGAAGUUUGGAGCAUUAUUGGCCCUUUUAAAGGAAAAGAGUGGAUCGGCACACCCAGAGUUGAGUGAUAACACAUGGGAAUGUGCUAUUAGAACAACCAAACCCACACGUGACGUGCUCCCCACAGUCUGCUUUAUCAUCCCUUUAAAAAAAAAUCUGGAACAAUAUGUAGCAAAACAAAUAAAUUACAUUCCACCUCUCAAAAAGCAAGUUCAAAGGCUGUUGAAGCCAAAGGAGUGAGCUUUCGUUUUCAGCUUCCCUGGCUCCAGCCAGUAGGAGGCAAGAGACCCCUGCUCUCCACAUCUCAGGAUUCUGGAUCGUAUUUAGCUGGACUUGGGAUCUUGUUGCUUGGGUGUGUCUGCAUCUUCCAAAUCCAUCUCAGCAGCAACUGACAUACAUAGGAUCUGGAGGUACCGUGUGGUAGAUGCUACAUAAAGAGAGAAGUUUGAAUCAAAAUUAAGAGGUCAAUUGGACUGAGUUCUAGUAACAGAGUGGUGCCUGAGGGAACAACUGAGGUUAAGCCGUAGUGUUGGCAGUAGGGACUAUGGCAAAGAUGACUCGGGAGAUUAGAUUUGCAGGGGAUAAAGCAGGCUGUAUGAUAGCUGAGCCGUCUUGAGGAUCCAGCUUACCCACAAUCUUUCGGAGGCAAAGAGGUCGCUUUUGUUCCGGCACUCUGAUGAUGAGGAAGUAAAAGGGCAAGCCUGAAAGGGCGAUGCCAAUGCCAAUGAGGGAGUUGAUGGUAUCACUGUAAAGUGGGACAGCCACCAGGAAGAUGGUGCAGAGGCAGAAGACAAUGGGGAAGAAAAGGCUGAGCUAAGAGCACAUAAGAAACAACUGAGGUUAGACAGCUCAGGAUCAACAGCUCAAAUAACAUCACACACACACACACUGAAUGUGAGAGCACUAAGCCUUCUUUCCAACCCCCUUUAUCUCAACACAUCACCACCACCAAAUCCUAGGCAAAGAUUUCUUAAUUAAGUAUCUCUGAGGACGCCCCCCAGCACCCACAGUGGAAUAGAGGUGAGUUACCUUGAGGGGUCGAGGCCGAUCAGGCUCCUUCCAGCGCAAAUAAAGCUGACCCACAAUGGAAAGCCCCACAAAGAACCAGUAGCUGAAGCUGUAGUAGUUAAUGAGCUGGAAGAUGUCGUCCACACACAAGUAGACCAGUGCCAUGGCGCCCUGUGGGCACAAGCCUGGUGAGCGCCUCACACGUGGUCUUUGUUAUUUCAAGGUACUGUUCAGUCCCCUUUACCACCCACACAUCCUUCUGGUCAAGUCUUCAGUAUCCCUGACAGUCCUUUUUAUCUUCCCACCCUCUACCACCCUAGUUUCAAUAUGUUAUUCAUGCUAAGUCAAUAGCCUCAGUUGGUUUUUCAGUGCAUUCUUCAAAUACUUGCCAAGUUAAUCUAUAAAGCACAGCUUUAAAAAAUUCCGUAAAUCUGCCUAAGAGUGUCUCCUAAGGUCUCCACCAUACUUUUCCAGCUUCUACCUAAUACCCAGCUCCACAUUGCUUUACCUCAGGACUUACGCUGUCUCUCAACCUAAAGCCCACUGCUACAGUUUGUAACUGUAACCUUAAAAGGCCUCCUGGUGGCCUAGGGGUUAAGUCUCAGUGCUAUCACCUGGACAGUGGCAGAUGACCGGAGUUUGAUCCCUAGCCAGGGAGCUGCCCACAUGGAACAACAGACCUCUCCUGGCUCUGCUGCUCACCUAAGCAGUGUCUUUCAAUAGAUCUGCCUGUUCUGCUUCCCACUCUGUCUCUGUGAAUCCUCUCACUCCGCCUCCCCACACCUCUGGCCUACAUCCCAGCUCUUCUAUGCAAAAAUAAAUAAUAAAAUCUUAAAAAAAAAAAGUUUGCCUCAAAUGCACCUUCUCCAGGACUUUCCUGUUGGACAUGAUCAUUUUCUUGCCUUAAACACUACAUCGUUGCCUUGGCAAUUAUUACAGCACGUUCCAUGUACUUUAUUCCUUAUUCUAGAUCAGAGGAUAUUACUGUUCC